Messenger RNA from Suillus paluster, 547 nucleotides. RefSeq lists its product as uncharacterized. Lineage: Eukaryota; Fungi; Basidiomycota; Agaricomycetes; Boletales; Suillaceae. The coding region runs from base 150 to 434 and encodes 94 amino acids. The record is from RefSeq and is a predicted model, not a curated record. The transcript is spliced from 2 exons.
UUGCCACAUCAACUUCUCAUGAGUCUCACAGACUCUACGGAGAUUAUCAUGCAUUCUGGCUCACCUGUUCUCACCCAAAGUAGGGGAUCCGAGCAACGCCUUUAUAUUCAUGUUGGAAGUUUCAGCCUAUAAAACACCUGCCUGCUACUAUGGCUUUACCUCAUUCCCUUCCACAAACUCUAAUCAUGUUUACUUCCCGCUCCAUCAUGUUUGCGCUGCUCAGCUUCCUCGCUGGCGCCAAUGCGUGUAUACAGUGCCCAGCCUCAAUAGAGGUCGACGGCAGUGUCGCUGACCAUUACCUCACCCUCCCAAACGACCAGUAUACAAUUUGCAUUUACUAUAAUGACCAGUUGCCAAGCGGCGAGACCUGUCGGUAUGGCACCGUAAGUGCUUUCUGGAUAUUGCGCAGCUCAUUGUUCUCGGUGACAUGCUAACGAUCAUCAGGGGAACGGCAAACUUUUACUGGGGUAUCAGUCUUGUCCGGCUACAGCAACUUUGAAGGCUCACUGCUGAACUUGAUGUAAAGAGGUGGGGGAGACGAAACACC